CACAGGUGUGUAUUUGCCAUAUUCUUAUUAUCUUUUCAUUUUUCAGUUCUGUGCCCUCUGGUGGUCACUCCACUGAGAUGCCUCUCCAACACCUGCUCUUCUCAUCUACAAAGUUCUGAUGACACCCUUCCACCUGCAUCCCACUGCGCUCGUGCACAGUUGCCGAGAGACGUUGUUUGGACAAGCAGGAGAACAAAAGAUUGAGCACAGGACCUUAUUAAAUCUCUUCCCCUCCCAUUGACGUGAGAUAGCAGACACUCAGCAGGAUGUGCAUAUUAAGUGACGCCUUAUGACCUGAUCAAACACUCGGCUUCCCGGAGGCGAGGUGCUGCAGCGUCGGACAGGACGGCCGCUGAUGGAGAGUCGGGUUGUUCGGGUUUAAAGAGCGUCCGAGCGAGUCCGCCCUUUGGCUGAGCCGCUGCCAUGUCGUGCUAUCAUCAGCUGUUGCUGGCCGUCUACAUAGUGACCUUCCUGAUGGGGGUCCCCGCCAACAUCCUGGCGUUCUGCACCUUCUGCCGCAAGGUGCGACGCAGGGCGGCCCCGAUAGACAUCCUCCUCCUCAACCUCACCAUCUCCGACCUCAUCUUCCUGGCCUUCCUGCCGUUCAAGAUGAACGAGGCCGCCGACGGCAUGUUCUGGUUGCUCCCCUACGCCCUGUGCCCCUUCACCGGCUUCCUGUUCUACGCCACCAUCUACAACAGCACGCUGCUCCUCACUGCCGUGAGCGUGGAGCGCUACCUGGGGGUCGCCUUCCCCCUCAGGUACUCCCUGUGUCGCCGACCCCGCUACGCCGUGUUGGCCACCGCGCUCUUCUGGGUGGUGACCUUUCUGAACCUCAGCAUCGUCUACAUCAUGCCCUACGCCCAGUGGAGCAAAGGGGCAGACGGCGGCGGCAACGGCAGCGGCCGCGCGCCCGUCUCCCCCCCGCCCACGUGCUACCUGAAUUUCACCCCGGAGGAGCUCCACAUCGUGCUGCCGGUGCGCCUGGAGCUCUUCUUGGUCCUCUUCUGCGUCCCCUUCUUCAUCUGCUGCUUCUGCUACGUCAACUUCAUCCUCAUCCUGUCGCGGCUGCCCAACAUCGGCAGGCGGCGGAGGCUGCGCGCCAUCGGCCUGGCGCUCGGCACGCUGAUGGUGUUCGCCGUGUGCUUCGGGCCUUACAACGCCUCCCACGUGGUGGGGUUCGUCCGGCAGGAGAGCGAGGAGUGGAGGAACAUGGCGCUGCUCUCCAGCACCUUAAACGCCUGCCUGGAUCCCAUCAUCUUCUACUUCUCCUCGGCGGCCGUGCGGAGCAUGUUGAACCACUGCCUCGGCAACAUCACGGCCAAGCUGCACCUCCUGGGGUGCGGCGGGGGUCCGCACCGGAAUCCCGCCAAGACGGAAGAUUACAAGGAAGCGUCUCGCCCGUGAGGCGUCUCGGAGACCUUUUGGAACGUAAAUGACUGUUUAUUUCAAAAAAGGACAAAACCAAUCAGUGUGGCGAGAGAAGUUCGUAUCCUUGUUUCACAUCAUGUGGGCGCCUUUAAACUCAUUAAUCUACAUCGCACCUUCCACACACGCAUGUUGUCCGAAGUGCUUCACUUGCUACAGAGUGUGGGGGAAAUAGAGCGGUUUAUCCUUCCUUUAAUUACCUGCUGAUUCGGGGUUCCUGUCAAGCUGCAAUAUGUGUCAAGUGCUUUCCGUGCUCAUUAAGAGUUUGAUACUAAAGAAAACUGUGAAGCUUUUGUAAAAACGUGAAAUAAAAUCGUAAGAUUGGCAUUUAACAGUUUUAAUGGCUCAUUUUCUACGUAGAAAAAGCGCUUAAGUGUGCCGUUACAAAAUGGUGAGGAGUCACCUCUCGUGUACGCCAGGUGUGGGGAGUAUCUACAGGACAGUCGAGGACAGACACGACGUGACGUGACUCACCGAGCAACAAGGCCACUGUUUAAUCACAAGGAGUGUUUUAUAGGAGCGAGGGGUAAAGCUAAUUAAAAAGCAGGAAAUGGAGACGUCAACCUCCUCAAGGUAAUUUGGAGCCAUGAGCACGGUCAGGCAGGAAGCGUAAACACAAAGGAACGGUUAUAAAGUGUUUAUGUUAAACAUCGGGUCGCAGAUAAGC
Messenger RNA from Pungitius pungitius (ninespine stickleback), 2095 nucleotides. RefSeq names its product free fatty acid receptor 3-like. The coding region runs from base 424 to 1407 and encodes 327 amino acids. The transcript is spliced from 2 exons. Gene Ontology annotation, molecular function: G protein-coupled receptor activity. Lineage: Eukaryota; Metazoa; Chordata; Actinopteri; Perciformes; Gasterosteidae. The record is from RefSeq and is a predicted model, not a curated record. Gene Ontology annotation, biological process: G protein-coupled receptor signaling pathway; cellular response to fatty acid. Gene Ontology annotation, cellular component: plasma membrane.